This is a messenger RNA of Solea solea (common sole), 1786 nucleotides long. Its product is annotated as mucin-3B-like. Bases 223 to 1596 code for a protein of 457 amino acids. The transcript is spliced from 12 exons. Lineage: Eukaryota; Metazoa; Chordata; Actinopteri; Pleuronectiformes; Soleidae. The record is from RefSeq and is a predicted model, not a curated record.
GACAAACCAACAUCACUGCCAAUAGGAAGUCACACAUCUCAAUCAACCAGCCCAACCUACACAUUAACAUCUCCAUCUUCUCUGACCACAUCACCUGUCAAUCUAACCACUACAACCAACGUACCACCCACUCAAACAACUCCUAGUGCCUCAUCCCUCCCACCAACAGGUUCAACAACCACAACACAAAUUGUUGCAUCAACAGUCCUGCCAACUUCAAUCAUGUCAUCAACAAAGCUACAAAGUGACUCAUCAACAACAUUUCCAAUUACAACACUCCUCUCAACAACUCCUCAAACAACCAUAAAACCAUCAACAACUGCAAAGCCUUUAGAUUGCAAAAACGGUGGAUACUACAAUGGAUCUGACUGCAUAUGUCCUCCUGGGUUCAACGAAACCCUUUGUGAAAAUGUUAUAGACUUUCAGCCAGAAACACUGAAUCGGUCAGUUGUGGUUGACAUGGUGAUCCAUCAGGAAUACGAUGAAAGAUACAAUGACAAACAAUCACCUGAAUAUAAAGAGUUUGUUGGAAACUUCACCACUCAGAUGGAGAACUAUUACCAGGAAAAGGAGAUACCAAGUUUUAAAUAUGUUUUUGUAAUUAAUGUCAGUAGCCCUGGCAGCCCUCUAGUCAGAUUUUUGGAGAAGAUUAGAUCAUCAGCAUUGGCAACCUACACUACUACACCAAGAGAACGAGGUAUUAGAGUCAUACAUGAUGUAAUUUUGAGCAUUCCAAACAAUGCCGUCUCUGACCAAGUGUACUUGAGUGACUACACCGCAGUGAAGGAUGCUGCUGACAACCUUGUUGGCUGCAAAAGAGAUUGUCCUUACAACGUCACAGAAUCACCCAUAGUGAAUACAACGAAGGUUGAUGGGGAAGCUUUAUGUUUGGAGUCUGUGGCCAAUCCAGAUGUUGCUCAGUUCUAUGAACCUCAAACUGAACAAAAUGGACUACUCACAUGUGUGACUGUAUGUGACAGAAGUCAUUCAACUCCAAAAACAUGCAACAAUAGGGGAGACUGCAGAGUCUACAAGGACACUGGACCUGUUUGCAUGUGCCACUCUAUGAAUUCCACUUGGUAUUUGGCCAAUGACUGUGGACUCCCUAUAGAGAAGACUGCUUUCUACAUUGGGUUGGGUGUGACACUUGCUUGUCUGUUAGUGACCGUGGGAGCCUUGACUACGUAUGUGUUGAUUAACAAACACAAGCUAAAGAAGAGAAGAGAAAUUAAGGAGAAGUUGGUGUUCCAAUGGCUAAAUGAGGAAUUUGAGUGGUCCAGAUUCAACAGCCUAAGUGACACAUACAAUGCUGAUUAUGAAAACCCAACAUUUACAUUUGAGGAAUCAUCCCGCUACAGUGAGAAUCCAGACGAUUACAGGCAGCCUGUACCUGUCGACCAGCUGUCUCAGUCCUCAGAGGAUGCUGACAACAUAACACCCACCACACUGGUCCACAUGAGCCCCUCAAACCAAUUACUACAUGGAAAUAAUACUCCAGUUUCUACUGGCAGUCUGGUUGUACCUCCCAGAGACUUCUCAUCCAACAUGCCGAUGAGGACCAGCAGCGUUCAGAUUAGACCAUCCUCAGACAUAUGAACUACCAUGGUUUUGCAGAUUUGCAUAUGCAGAUAUUUGUCUUUGUUAGCAACAUUGUGACAAAACAUGAUACAAAUGAUAAAGUAAAUAAAUACAAAUAUAUAUACUGUUUUGCAUGGUGACAUUUGUUUUGGCACUAAUGGAUGGUUUGGAUGCACUUUAUGUAAAUAAAAAAUGUCAGUUAUCAAAA